Messenger RNA from Verticillium alfalfae VaMs.102, 3009 nucleotides. Its product is annotated as serine/threonine-protein kinase plo1. The transcript is spliced from 3 exons. The record is from RefSeq and is a predicted model, not a curated record. NCBI's taxonomy places the organism in Eukaryota, Fungi, Ascomycota, Sordariomycetes, Glomerellales, Plectosphaerellaceae. Gene Ontology annotation, molecular function: protein binding; ATP binding; protein kinase activity. The coding region runs from base 1 to 3009 and encodes 1002 amino acids. Gene Ontology annotation, cellular component: nucleus; cytoplasm; spindle pole body. Gene Ontology annotation, biological process: regulation of cytokinesis; regulation of protein localization to mitotic spindle pole body; mitotic cell cycle.
AUGGCCCAUAGAUUAAUGGCCAAAGGAGGACCCGAGAUGGAAGCUUUAUCGCCUAGGGAUGCGAACGCCGGCCGUCAAAUGAUGAAGACAAACGACCUGAAGGCCAACCCGGUUCCCAACCCGGUGGCAAAGCUCAAGGCAGCACAGGGGAAAGACCACCCUCCGCCACCACCCGAUACCGUCGUCGAGCCGCCCAGCUCUGACCGCUCCGAUGGCGCCGUCUACCAGGUCGGCAAGUUGCUCGGCAAGGGAGGCUUCGCCAUCUGCCAUCAGGGUUACUUGAUGCCCGAAAAGAAGAAGUAUGCCCUGAAGAUUGUGAAGAGCCAGAUGCCGAGCAAGAUGCAGACGAAGUUCCAAACCGAGUUGCAGAUCCACUCCAAGAUGAAGCAUAGAAACAUCGUUCAGUUUCUGAGAGCCUUCUCCUUCAAUGACUGCACCUUUCUCGUCCUCGAACUCUGUCCCUACGGCUCACUCAUGGAGAUGGUCAAGAAGCGAAAGGGCCUGACUGAACCUGAAGUUCGCUUCUACUCAAUCCAGAUUGCCGGCGCCAUCAAGUACAUGCACAGCAAGGGCAUCAUUCACCGCGACCUCAAGAUGGGAAACAUCUUCCUCGACCGCAAUAUGAACACGAAGGUCGGCGACUUUGGACUGGCAGCGCUUCUUGUCACGGGCAAGGACAUGCACACCAUCCGACGCACCACCCUUUGCGGCACCCCCAACUAUAUUGCGCCCGAGAUCUUGGAGAAGGGAAAGAAGGGACAUGACCACAUGGUCGAUAUAUGGAGCCUGGAGUACAGGUUCGCCAUGCUCACCUCGAAACCUCCCUUCCAGUCCACAAGCACAGAUGAAAUCUAUCGCAGGGCGCGAGAGCGCGACUACGAAUGGCCAACGAUGGAGACAGCAGGCAAGCUUAUCAGCUCCGAGGCUAAGGAUAUUGUCGCUACCAUGCUCGAGGAUGCAGACAGAAGACCUGAGCCUGACAGCAUCGUUCAACACCCGUUCUUCAGCUGUGGUUAUCUGCCUGUAGAAGCCGAAAUGACUUCCAAACUCCUCACAUUGCCUCCGGAUGCGCCUCACUUUUACGGCAGCCGCAUGAGUACCGUGCUCCAGGCCUCAACAAUGAGGCAUCUCAAAGACAUGUGCAGAGAGUGCGACGUCGGACCCUACGCUCGCCAGCAGGCCAUUCAUACACAGACUUGGAAGGAGAUGGCGGCGGAGGAGAAGUCGGGUCUAACUCCGAUGAUUCCUCUAGCGGCACACAUCGUGUAUCGACCCUUCGACGAAUGGCUCAAGGAGCAAAAGUCGUACAAGGCUGGCCUCCUGAGUCACUCGAUGGCGCGGGCUGAGGGCAAGGCUGAUGCCCAGCUCCCUCUUUCCCAGACUGUCCCGACUGGACUGCUACGCGCACCGCCGCAAAGCUUUGCAGCGCAGCAAAGAGCCCAGGGCCGCCCUACCACGACAACCGCUGCGAUCAGGACCAAGGCGCAACCGGAAUCUCAUUCCGAUACGGCCCCGCCCCUCCGCCCAAGGACUGUAAGACAGUAUACAGCGUCCGACACUGAAACAGAGACGGCGCCACCCAUUAGACAACCCCAGCAACCUCCACAGAAGCCGACGACGAGCUUGCGAAGAGCACUGCCCAAGACUCAGUCUGCCUCGGCUAUUCCUACGCAGUCAAAUUCGACUCGCAGCAGCUCACCAACAUCGAAUCAGAGUGACGCAUCGAAGGAAAACAGCUACUCGACGCUCUUCAGUGCCUCGGAGCAACCAACGCCAGUGCUUGGUACUCAGCCGGAUGCCAUCCUGGAGCGUCUUCAACGUCUUCAGACUGAGCUUGAACGUGCACUCAAUGCGCGCACCAUGGCAAUCAUCUCCGCCAAAGAAAAGGCCCCCCCUCGACCCAAGGUUGUGACUCGCUGGGUAGAUUACACAAAUAAGUUCGGCCUCGGGUACAUCCUCGACGAUGGAGGUAUUGGUUGUAUUUUGCGAGACAUUCCGACAACAGAGAACGGCAAGACCAGCAUGCUGCCCCCAGCUUGCAUGCUCAUUCGCAACGCGGAAGAGCACAGCAAGCGCGACCAGGACCUUAGCUACACCGACAGACACCAGCCAGUCCCACCGCGAGAAGACGUCCACUUCUACGAAAACAAUGGCGAGGCGGGUCUGAAGUGGUACGGCGUUCCUGCUCGGCAAUUCCGUGUUCCCGUCGAUGAACGGGGUGUUGCGGGAAAGAUGCCUCCUGGCCGGGACGUCUAUGAACACAGGAAAAGAGAGAGGGUGAUUCUCUGGAAGAAAUUUGCGAACUACAUGAUUGCAUAUGGUAGGGAUGAAUUCGGUCCGGGGCAUGACAACACGGCAGACCUCUUUGGUUCUCAAGACCCCUCCUCGUCUCAACCCACUGAUCUGGUGAUUUUCUACCAGAGACUUGGCGACGUUGGUUGCUGGGUCUUCUGCGACGGUCAUCUCCAGUUUAACUUCCCUGACCACACAAAGCUCGUCAUCAACGCGGCCGGUACCUGGUGUCACUUCUGGCACCUCCCACAGGAUGCCGCCGAAAGCCUGGCGAAGACAGGCACGCUUGACCCGAAGAGUCUUGAUGAGCGGAGUACUCUCUCGUACCCUCUGCAGACGCUGCUGAACUUCCAAACUAAGCCGUCAGCACGCACCACGACAACGACUCGUCGCCGCCCUGAGAUUCCGGCUGACUUACAGGGCAUCCCUGCAGCCAACGAUUUCCGCCGCAAGAUCCAUUUCAUCAAGGACGUUGUCAAGGAGUGGGUCAGCCACGGUGGACUGGGCAACAGCAGCAUGGACCGUGAGAACAGGCUGAUGUGGGCUGGUCACCGCGAGACGGUGAAUGUCAAGAUUCCAACCAAGAUGACUUGGGUGACGAUUGGGGCUCGAUGGGGCGAUGACAGGCUGUCCGCCUAUGUGGACCCGCGUAACCCGACGGUGCUGGGCGAAGAAAUUGACGAGCCUAAAAGGUUCGCUCGCAGCCACAGCAGCUAA